Messenger RNA from Acipenser ruthenus (sterlet), 6584 nucleotides. RefSeq names its product BMP/retinoic acid-inducible neural-specific protein 3-like. The transcript is spliced from 8 exons. Lineage: Eukaryota; Metazoa; Chordata; Actinopteri; Acipenseriformes; Acipenseridae. Gene Ontology annotation, biological process: negative regulation of mitotic cell cycle; positive regulation of neuron differentiation. The record is from RefSeq and is a predicted model, not a curated record. Bases 845 to 3166 code for a protein of 773 amino acids.
UUUUUAUUAAGGGAUCAAGAGAAUACAAAUAGUCUGGAUGCAUAUCCUCAUGCUACUUAAGAAUACUUUCUUUUUUUUCCUGAAGGAUAUUGCUGAUUCUUUAAUGCUAUACUAUUUAUGGUAAAUGAUUUCUAGCACAACUACCUGAACUGGGGUCCGAGUUGUGUUAAAUGGAGGUUCAACAGUCAUGAAUUGGCAACAGAUUACCCGUUCAACAUGAAGCUAUCUACUGAUUCAGAAAACCAAAAUUUGCAUUAGCUGUCAAGCAGGGACAAUGAGUUUACCAGGUUCCACUAGUUUAAAUUCCAGUGGCAACGACUGGAUUACAGUAUCCUCAUCUUUACAGUUUGCAGCUCAGCAAUUUCAGGUGAUGCACAGAAGCAGCAUCAUUCCAAGUGAGCAUUAAGACGACACGCAGUCAAAUAUUUCUAGUUGCGACUGAACACACAACUUGGUGAAGUUCUGAAAACCAGCCCAACUGGUGGACCAUCCUCUUGAGACUCAGUUUAGUCUCUACUAGUACCAACUGGACCUGUAUUGUUAUUGAUAGUGACACAGAAAAUCAGGCUGUCACAGGUGCUUUUAGUACACGAUAAGGGCAUAUGAUCUUGAAAUUAUCUUUACUUUCUUCCUAGAGACAUCAGUUAUUCAAACUUUCCUCUGUCUACAUCUUCUGAGUUUGGUGGAAAUAUUUUCUCCACUUACCUUUCUGAAGCUGAGAAAGAAAUAGCCUGCAUUUUCAUUGAAGAUAUUUUUAAAUCGAACACAAUAGAAAGUGCGGCACACAGGGGCUUGUCCUGAGAGAUUACAAGAAGAAUGCUGGUCCCGGGUGCACUAGGGCAGGAUGGAGUUGUGUUGGCAUUGCUCGUCAGCUGCUAGAUGGUUGCCGUUGAUGCUGCUAUGGCAGUGGGCAGUGUUGGGUCGUCUUGGCUGUUUUUUGGUUCUUGCUGCUGCUCCAGAUCAGCAUGCCACCGCUACAGAUACUGCCAGGGCGGACGGGCACCUGGACUGGCUCCUCUUUGACAGGGGACCUUUUCACCGCUCCCCAGAGUAUACCGACUUUAAGGAGAGGUUCCAACAGGGCUUCACCACCAGAUACAAGAUCUACAGAGAGUUCAGCCACUGGAAAGUUAACAAUUUGGCUGCAGAACGGCGGGACUAUUUUAAGGCACCCUUACCCCUGACCCCCGAGUUCAUUCGUAACCUGAGACUGCUGGGACGCCGGCCCAGUCUGCAGCAGAUCAAUGAAAACCUGAUCAGGAAAUACGGGACCCACUUUCUGGUGUCUGCCACACUAGGAGGAGAAGAAUCACUUACUAUAUUUUUGGACAAGCAGAAGUUGAGCAAAAAAGCGGAAGGCAAUGGCAACAGUUCAGCAGCAACUCUGGAGACGCUGCAUCAGCUGGCAGCCUCUUAUUUUAUUGACAGAGAGAGUACACUAAGAAGACUGCACCAUCUCCAGAUAGCAACCUCCGCCAUCAAGGUAACAGAAACCAGGACUGGACCUCUAGGAUGCAGUAACUAUGACAGCCUGGAUUCAGUCAGUUCAGUCUUAGUGCACAGUCCUGAAAACAAAAUCCAUUUACAAGGCCUCCAGGACAUCCUCCCAGAGUUUCUUCAGAACCGUUUUGUGGAGGCGGCCCUCAGUUAUGUGGCCUGCAAUUCAGAGGGUGAGCUCCUCUGUCGAAACAAUGACUGCUGGUGCCAGUGCAGUGGCAAGUUCCCGGAGUGUAACUGCCCUUCCACGGAUAUCAACGUUAUGGAGGACAACCUGCGCAAAAGCAAAAAAGCCUGGGCCAGCUUUAAUGCAGACUUUGAAGAAUCCGAUGAAUACAAGGUUUUUCUGAAGAGACUCCCGACUGAUCGCUUUUUGAAUACAUCAGUCAUAUUCCAGUUCUGGAUGGCAGAUACCAAUCUCCAGCGACGUUAUGGACAACUGGAAGCCGGCAGCAGGCUGCUUCUUUGGAAAGCGCAAAAGAUUGUCCGCAAACUUUUCACGUUGAGCAAACGCUGCCCAAAACAGCCAAAGAUUAGCCUCCCCAGGGAAAGAGCUUUGAGUUUUUGGCUGAACCGUGCCCAAUCUCUCUUAUACUGCAAUGAGCACAGCACUCCAGGAAUCUUUUCUGAAGAGGUCCAUGGCUGUACCUGCCCUUUUGAUCAGACAGCCUGCCAGGGGACAGUCCCGUGCAUGGUGGCAGAUGCAGUAGCUUGCUCCUCCUGUGCCCCUGACAAUCUCACCCGUUGCGCCAGCUGCAACCCAGGCUUCCUGUUGCUUCAUGGUGCCUGCAAGCCCAAAGUUGCGGACUCUCUGGAUCACUACAUUAACUUUGACUCAGCCAUGCCAGAUGCAGAGUUGAAGUAUCUCCUGCAGCAUCUGGACAGCAGGAUGGAAGUGCACGCCAUUUACAUCAGCAACGAUAUCCGUCUGGGCAGCUGGUUUGACCCGGCCUGGCGCAAGCGCAUGCUUCUCACCUUAAAGAGCAACAAGAACAAGUCCAACCUCAUCCACAUGCUAAUGGGUAUCUCCUUCCAGAUCUGCUCCACCAGAAACAGCACCCUGGAGCCAGUGCCUGCAAUCUAUGUAAACCCCUUUGGGGGAAGUCACUCUGAAAGUUGGUUCAUGCCUGUAAACCAACAGGAUUUUCCAGACUGGGAAAGAACUAAAUUGGACGACGGACUUCAGUGUUACAACUGGACCUUAAUGAUGGGCACCAAGUGGAGGUCCUUCUUUGAAACUGUCCACAUCUACUUGAGGAGCCGGAUCAGGUCAGAUGAUCCUAGCAGCAACGAAACUCUCUUUUAUGAGCCUUUAGACCUUGGAAAUGGUGCAGACGACAUGGGCUACAUGAAGAUAAACAGCAUCAAGGUAUUUGGUUAUAGCAUGCACUUUGACCCAGAAGGGAUAAGAGAUUUGAUCAUGCAACUGGACUAUCCCUACACUCAGGGAUCUCAGGACUCAGCUCUCCUCCUGCUGUUGGAAAUGCGAGAGCGGGUCAACAGGCUGUCCCCACAUAGCCCACAGCGCCUGGAUCUCUUCUCCUGUCUGCUGCGGCAUAGGCUCAAGCUCUCCACUACUGAGGUGGUUAGAAUCCGAGACUCUCUCCAGGCCUUUAGCUCCAAACUGCCAAACACAUCUGAUCAGGAACUAACCCAGUUGUGCAGUUAGCUUUGGACUUUGUAGGUGGUCUGUCAUGCCCCAAAAGAGAAGGUCUUAUUGUACAUGUUCAAUGGCACAUAAUUAUUUUCAGUUUUGUAUACAUUUAAAUGAGGCAGAAUUUCGAGCAUGCAUGCUCCUUUUCAAGGUUAAUCAUCAUAGGUGGAAGGAAAUUAGUUAAGAUUGCCGAACUGCUCAUCAACAAAAAUCUUUAUUUCAGAAGAGCAGAUGGGAGUUUGGUUUGAUGUUGUUUAUGAAGCACAGCAUUCAUUCUGAAGAAGCAGGAUAAACCUGUCAGUCCAAAAGUACAAAACUUUUUUUCUUUUUUUUACUUCAAGAUUAUUCUUUUGAAUGUUAGACAAAAAGGAAAAGAGAACAGAUUUUUUUACAGAACAUUUUGAUUGUAUUGAAUGUUGUGUUUCAGUAGUCUUUAUGUUGCAGGUAAACAAAGAAUGAAGGUUUUGUUAUUAGUGUACAUAUAACCCUGUAAUACCCAUUGUUGUGCCUCAGUCUUCUAUUCCACACUCUGCUUUGAGUGUGGGUUCAAGGAAUGUAAAUUGUAAAGUUUUGCUUUGUUUUUAAAUGUACUUUGGCCCCAAAUUAUCAACAAAUAGAACACCUUAUCAAGGGUUACCCCUUCAUUUACUUGAUGGUUUGUUUAGUUGAAAUCAUGAAUCCCAUCCUGUUCACCUGUGACUCACCUAAAAGAAAAGUUUUUGUGAUUCAGGUCAGAAGUAACCUUUAAUUUGAAGUAAGACAGUGUCUUACAGUGGUUACAAAGGACAAGAUAACAUUCAAUGUCUUUGUUGUUAAUUUAUAUACUUUUUUUUAAAUGUACUAAUUGUGCAUUGUUUCCAAAUAAUAAAAAGUGAAAUGUGGAAAUUGUAAAAGUAAAAAUGCCAAAAACUAUUGUGAAGAUUGUAUUUUUUCUUAUGUGGAGGUGUUCAUAUUUGGCAACCAAGCACACUUACACAAUAACUCAAUUUCUGAACAAAAGGUAUUGCACAUUUGGCAGUGCAAUUUAAGCUUAAGAUAAGUUUUGAGCUGCCUGAAGCACUGAACAAUUGAUUUGCCAAGGUGCUCCCUCCUUUUAAUGCAACCAUUUCCCCUUCUCUUCUCACUUGCAUAUCUGAAUCCUGCACACCUCAUAUUAACAGUGUUAUUAUGAAGUAUCUACUUAAAGUUUCUCUUCACAAGAUUUUGGACUUUUGUUUUGUACAUAAUCUUUUCUCUGAGGUUUGACGUGUUACUAUAGCAACACACCCUUGGCGCUGCUCAGUUGAACACCACAGCUGGAAUUGUGAAGAAAGUGUAUGUGAUCAUCACUUCUGGCUAUAUUCCUGGCAUUUUUACAGACACAAAAACAAUUGUAUAAUUUCAGCUUGCUAAAGGAUUUGCAGUUAGCAUGUCAAUCACAUGCUAAGCAGGUAGAAUUGUUGUUGUUCAACCUGGGAUUACUUAACCUAGACCUUGCUUUUUUUCAAUUCCUAUAAAAGCUUGAAAAGCCAUUGUGUUGGGGGCUAUGUGAUGAAAAGCAAGGUCACAAUAUUCAGCAACUUAAUUACAAACAGAGCAGCCUUUUACAUACUUCCCUCACAUCAGAGUAUCUUAAACUCUGUCAAGCCACUCUUUUUGUCUUGCAUUGUCACAAAGGGCAGUAUUUUCCAUCAUGCUGUAAUGGUAAGGCCAAAAAGAAAUCUUGCUUUUUCAGCACAUGACUAAAGAAUGUGUCAAUCACUGUUUAAAUGGAAAAUAUUCAAAAGUGAUGAAGAUGAUAAUGUGUCAUUGCCACUUCUUGUCAAACAGUUUAGGUACUGCCUAAAACCCAAGGUUCUCUGUAAAGGGCUUUGGUUUUCUCACUGUACAACUAUACUCAUGGGGCAGCUCCUCCGUGUAUACCUAAAAUGGGCACCAGCUGGAGUUUGUAACUACAAGUUGUUUAUCUUUGUGUCAUUUAUAAAUCAUUGCGUGCCCUUCAACUAAUCCUGCUACUCUGAAGGACAGCACAUCAAUCAAGGAGUGUCUUUUAUGCUGAGUUAACUGUUAUGAUUGUCCUGCGAGAAAAGAAGAAAAUAUUUUUUAAAGAUUGUUUUUCUUUCAAUGAUUUAUAACGCCUCAAGAAUACCAGCAGUGGGAUUUUGUGUUGAAACUUGUCAAAAGUGACAACUCCUUAGCUUUCCUUUCCUUUGGGUUUCUUUAUUUAAUGUCAUAUUUUUCUCUUCCCCCAUUAUAUCAUUCCACAAACACAAGUAAGAUGGUGCAUGUUCACCCAUAGUAGCUUCUGCCUGUCCCUUCCUGCUCCUGGUUCAUUCCUCAAUAAAAGAUUCUGUCGACAGAGAUCAUUCUCAUAACACAGAAGUGGGCUUUUAAAAAAAUGGAUUAGGUAAGGGUUAUAAUUUGGGUAUGACAAUGGGGUGAGAGAAGGAUUAUAUUUACUGUAGUGUUUCAAACAUGAAUUUGCUCAUUCUUGGGUUAGAAUGUGGAAGUGUUAUAUAGGUCAGGAUAAGAAUUCAGGGUAAGGUUCGAUUAAGUGCUAUGCUAGGUGUUUGGGUUGACAUUUCAUUUUGUGAUGGAGGUGUUUGGGUGGGUCUUUCCAAUCUGCAUGCGAAUCAAUGCAUAUUUCUUAUCAGACUGUCAAGGUGUUUGAAUACUGUAAAACUUCGCUGGCCUCCAAUACGCACCUGGUCGCUAAUAAGCGCCGGGGCUGCUGGGAAAUAUGGUGAAUAGACGCCAGAUCUCUUUUAAACGGCAGGUUAUGAAUAAUAAUACAAUGCGCGUCAUACUGAAUGUUCCAAUUUGUUGUUCAACAGUGAUGAAGAGACCCUUAGCUUCAGGAUGAAUGAUAAGAAAACUGAAUUUAAUUUAUUUUAAAAGGUACACAUAAUGCAGAUAGUUUUUUAUUAUUAUUAUUAUUAUUUUAUUUUUAUGACGUUAUUCAUUUUAAAACCAGUUGUGAAGCUUCUUUUGAGCGUGCUGAAAGUAAGUAAAAUACAAACUUGUUUUCUGAUAUCAGGGUUGCCUUUUAGUGUAUUUGUACGUGUUUUUUUAUAUAUAUUAACAGUAUUUCGUGCAUUUGAGUCUUAAAAUGAAUAUUCAUAUUUUGCUUCUUUUCCAACGUUCUUCAAUACGUACACGUUAUAAAAACAAAUUACUUUUGCUUUGAUUUUGUGAUAAAGCUGGUACAUGUUUUGAUUUUAUUGUUAAUCUUUAAACAGUUUGAAGCAUUUUUGAGUGUGUUGUGGGCCAACAGUAUGAACUUAUUUUUCGUAUUAACAUAACAACAGUAUUUCAUGCGGUUGUUUUGAUUCGUUGCUGGUUAAUUUUUCAUCGAUUGUCCAUGCUUACCAAUGUGACCAAUGCAAUGUACACGUUUUGAGGGUGAACAAUAAAUAUAAUAUGUGUUAAUAAAGAUGAUACUUAUUGAUUUUAU